AAAAGCAGGCACAAGCGAAGUCACCCUUCCCGGAAGUGGUAAUGCGACCACUCCUGAUCUGCUUGCAGGAUGUUCACAGGUCUUAGUAGUGCACUGUAACACGAGAGUGCCAGAAGGAAGGCAUUACCAUCUCCCCUCGCUCUCCGCUGGAAGCAGCCGAGGAGCUUCAGCCACUUUGCUCUUUAAGGGUUAACAAACGACCACGGAGCUGAAGGAAAGAGAAAACUACACGUUUAUUUUAUCCAGGAAGCGGCUUUCAUGAUGGUGCUUGUUGGAAUUAAGCAAGGAAACUAAGUAAAGUUUUUUGACCAGCCUUCUGGUCCCUGCACAGAGAAAUCUAACAGGAUACAUCUUGGGGGUCAAGGUUGAGGGAGAACCAUCUGAAGUAUCACUGGAAAAAGCUGAGGAACAGAUGCAGGAGCAGAAACUGAGGAGUCAAGAAGGAGCAAAGAGACAAGAGGAGAGACAAACUCACACAGGGGACAAACCUUAUAAAUGCUUGGAGUGUGGAAAGAGCUUCAGUCGGAGUGACCACCUUACUUUGCAUCAAAGAACUCACACAGGGGACAAACCUCAUAGAUGCUUGGAGUGUGGAAAGAGCUUCAGUCAGAGUGGCAACCUUACUUCGCAUCAAAGAUGUCACACGGGAGAGAAACCUUAUAAAUGCUUGGAGUGUGGAAAGACCUUCAGGUGCACUAGCCACCUUACAUCACAUCAAAGAUGUCACACAGGGGAUAAAUCUUAUAUAUGCUUGGUGUGUGGAAAGAGCUUCAGUCAGAGUGGCACCCUUACUUCGCAUCACAGAACUCAUACAGGAGAGAAACCUUAUACAUGCUUUGAGUGUGGAAAGAGCUUCAGUCAGAGUACCACCCUUACUUCGCAUCGAAGAACUCACACAGGGGACAAACCUUAUAAAUGCUUUGAGUGUGGAAAGAGCUUCAGGAGUAGUAGCACCCUUGCUUCACAUCACAGAAGGCACACAGGGGAUAAACCUUAUAAAUGCUUGGAGUGUGGAAAGAGCUUCAGUCAGAGUAGCACCCUUACUUUGCAUCGAAGAACUCACACAGGGGACAAACCUUAUAAAUGCUUGGAGUGUGGAAAGAGCUUUGGGAGUAGUAACAACCUUACUUUGCAUCACAGAAGUCACACAGGGGAUAAACCUUAUAAAUGCUUCGAGUGUGGAAAGAGCUUCAGUCAGAGUAGUUCCCUUACUUUGCAUCAAAGAAGUCACACACGGAAUAAACCUUAUAAAUGUCUCGAGUGUGGAAAGAGCUUCAGUCAGAGUAGCAACCUUACUUCGCAUCACAGAACUCAUACAGGGGACAAACCUUAUAAAUGCUUUGAGUGUGGAAAGAGCUUCAGUCGGAGUGGCAAACUUACUUUGCAUCACAGAACGCAUACAGGGAACAAACCUUAUGCAUGCUUUUAGUGUUGAAA
Messenger RNA from Rhineura floridana, 1437 nucleotides. RefSeq names its product zinc finger protein ZFP2-like. The record is from RefSeq and is a predicted model, not a curated record. Gene Ontology annotation, biological process: regulation of transcription by RNA polymerase II. Bases 413 to 1429 code for a protein of 338 amino acids. The transcript has 2 exons. NCBI's taxonomy places the organism in Eukaryota, Metazoa, Chordata, Lepidosauria, Squamata, Rhineuridae. Gene Ontology annotation, molecular function: RNA polymerase II cis-regulatory region sequence-specific DNA binding; DNA-binding transcription factor activity.